Molecule: messenger RNA, 1389 nt
Organism: Micromonas commoda
Lineage: Eukaryota; Viridiplantae; Chlorophyta; Mamiellophyceae; Mamiellales; Mamiellaceae
Exons: 2
Coding region: 1-1389 (462 amino acids)
Biological process (GO): rRNA processing
Cellular component (GO): nucleolus
Molecular function (GO): RNA helicase activity; ATP binding; RNA binding
Source: RefSeq, a predicted model, not a curated record
AUGAAGAAGGAAAAGAAGGACAAAAAGGACAAGAAGGACAAGAAGGACAAGAAGGACAAGAAGGACAAGCGAGACCGCGACGCGGCUGGGGACGCGGGCGGCGAAGCGAAAAAGGCCGCCCCCGACGGCACCAACUUCACCCCCGUCGCCGAGUUCAGCGAGGCUGGCUUCUCCAAGGAUGUCCUCGCCGCCACGGCCAACUUCAAGAAGCCGUCGCCAAUCCAGGCCCAGUCGUGGCCCAUCGUCCUGAGCGGUCACGACAUGGUGGGCAUCGCCGCGACCGGCUCCGGGAAGACCAUGGCCUUCGGUCUCCCCGCGCUCAUGCAGAUCCUCGCGCAGCCCAAGUGUGCGCCGGGCUCGCCGCAGUGCCUCGUGCUCGCGCCCACCCGCGAGCUGGCGCAGCAAACGGCGAAAGUCUUCGAGGACGCGGGCACCGCGUGCGGCGUGCGUUGCGUGUGUGUGUACGGCGGUGCCCCCAAGUGGGAGCAGAAGAAGCUUAUGCAGCAGGGCGGCGGGUGCGCGGUGAUCGUCGCCACGCCUGGAAGGCUGCGCGACUUCAUGAACGACGGCGACGUCAAGCUGGACAAGGUGACGAUGCUGGUGCUCGACGAGGCGGACAGGAUGUUGGACCUCGGGUUCGAGCCCGAAAUCAGGGAGAUCGCCGGCAAGACCCGCGCGGACCGCCAGACCGUCAUGUUCUCCGCCACGUGGCCCACGUCCAUCCAAGGCUUGGCUGCCGAGUUCAUGUGCAAUCCGGUCAAGGUGAGGAUCGGCGCGGAGGGCCUCAAGGCGUCGCACUCCGUGACGCAGGUGGUGGAGGUCGUGGAGCCCAACGAAAAGGACGCUCACCUCGCUAGGGUCCUGAAGAAGUACCUCGGGGGUAAGAAGCCCGUGCCCAGGACCCUCGUGUUUGCGCUGUACAAGAAGGAGUGCGCGAGGCUGCACGAGAACCUGAGGCGGCAAAACUGGCAGGCGGCUUGCAUCCACGGCGACAUGUCGCAGCGGGACCGCGAGCUUUCCGUGGAGGCGUUCAAGAGCGGGUCCAGCCCGCUUUUGAUCGCCACCGACGUCGCCGCGCGAGGCCUGGACAUCAAGGGUGUCGAGUACGUCAUCAACUACACCUUCCCCCUCACCACCGAGGAUUACGUGCACCGCAUCGGCCGAACCGGUCGCGCGGGGCAGACGGGACUUGCGCACACGUUCUUCACCCAGCACGACAAGGCGAGGGCGGGUGAGCUGGCGAACGUGCUCAGAGAGGCGGGUGCCGAGGUGCCCACCGCCCUGACAGCCUUCGGCACUCACGUGAAGAAGAAAGAGUCCAAGUUGUACGGUGCGCACUUCAAGGACAUCGAUACGUCGGUCAAAGCCAAGAAGAUCACCUUCGACUAA